CUUCUUCUAAUCUCGUAAUUUUCCUUCUCUCUCUCUCUCUCUCUCUCUCUCCCCAGCUUCCCGGCGUCAUUUCACGUCGCCGGUCUCGCAACACUAAACUUCCUUCGCUUCCUUAAUCCCAGCCGCGUGGAUUACAUUCAUCCGGUGUUAAUCUUUUUCAUAAGAAGAUGGUGAAGGCUAGAAGGGCUAGACGCAGGGUUUCUACUCGACGGAUCAGAGCGAGGCCAUACAAGUUCGCAUCUUCAUCUAAGCGAGUUGUAAGGAGGAGCGUGUUCGCAAACACAUGUCCCAAGGUGACGGAGGAGAAUGAUUGGGCGGAUGCUGUGUGCUCCGUCUGUAUGGAGUGUCCUCACAACGCUGUGCUUCUCCUCUGUUCGUCUCACGACAAGGGUUGCCGUCCUUACAUGUGCGGAACCAGCUUCCGUUACUCCAACUGCUUAGAUCAGUACAAGAAGGCGUCUGCUAAGCUAACGCCAUCCCAUCAGCAAGUGGUCAAUAGUAAGCGUGAGGUUGAGAAUCUGAAGUGUCCGCUUUGUAGGGGACAGGUGAAAGGGUGGACUAUUGUGAAGCCCGCGAGAGACGAUCUGAAUCUUAAGAAGAGGAGCUGUAUGCAGGAGGGUUGCUCCUUUUCUGGAGCCUUUAAGGAGCUGAGGAAACACAUGAAGAAAGACCAUCCUUGCGCCCAGCCGCGUGAGGUGGAUCCCGAUGUGGAGCAGGAGUGGAGAAGGUUCGAGGUUGAGCAGGACCGUAACGAUGUCAUCAGCACGAUCAGGUCGACGAUGCCUGGCGCAACCGUGUUUGGGGAUUACGUGAUAGAGAGAGGUGCGUACGGUUCAGAUUCAGAUGAGGAGAGGGAGGAAGUAGGCAGGAUCGGUGCUGGGAUUGGUAGGAACCUAGUGAACGUUUUCCUUCUGUUGCAGGCUUUUGGGGGAUCAGAUCUAGCAUCUGACACAUCCCAUGGUCAAUCAUCUGAAUCAAAUGACUUAACGAUCAAUCAGAGCGAUGUGGACUCUUCUGAAGACGAGGAGGAUGGAGCUAGAUCAUUCGCAAACCAGAUGAGGAGCCAGAGAAGGGUUCUCCUGGGAAGAUCAGCUAGUAGAAGACGUAGAGAUAGAGAAGCUAACCAGAACUCAGACCAUUCUAGAUGAUACAAAUACUCUUUAAAAGGAAAAUCUAUGUUGGGUUUGUGUAGAAGGUACAAAAUCUUAAUAUCCAUUUGCUUUCUUUGUUUUAAUUUUCGAUAAAAAAAUAAAAGGGAAUGUAUUCUGAUGUACAAUUCUGGAUAGCAAUUUAUGUUGUUUAUAGUUUACUUCUGUAUCCUUCUGAAUUUAGUAGGAAGGCCUUGAAGACCAUUGUCUUCAUAGAUGAUGUUUUACUCAAACCUUUCUUUACUGUUUGUUGUCUGUAAAUUUGAUGUUCUCUUGUGUUAUGAAAACGUUUGGCUUUGUCAAUUAA
Messenger RNA from Brassica oleracea var. oleracea, 1455 nucleotides. RefSeq lists its product as uncharacterized. Lineage: Eukaryota; Viridiplantae; Streptophyta; Magnoliopsida; Brassicales; Brassicaceae. The coding region runs from base 168 to 1148 and encodes 326 amino acids. The record is from RefSeq and is a predicted model, not a curated record. The transcript is spliced from 2 exons.